This is a messenger RNA of Tetranychus urticae (two-spotted spider mite), 775 nucleotides long. RefSeq lists its product as uncharacterized. Gene Ontology annotation, cellular component: small ribosomal subunit. The record is from RefSeq and is a predicted model, not a curated record. NCBI's taxonomy places the organism in Eukaryota, Metazoa, Arthropoda, Arachnida, Trombidiformes, Tetranychidae. Gene Ontology annotation, biological process: translation. Gene Ontology annotation, molecular function: structural constituent of ribosome; RNA binding.
AUUUAGAUUCACUAAACACAAACCUUAAACAUAGCUGUUUGAGUGAUCUUUCUAUUUGUUUCGUAUUUCCUUAGUUAAAUUUAAUUUAAAUUGUUUCAAAAUGGAUGAUUGGGCCGAUGGUUCAGGAUUAGCUGGGGCUGUUAUGUCUGAGCAACCCGAAAUUAAACUUUUCGGUCGAUGGACGUCUACCGAUAUUGAAGUUUCCGAUAUUUCAUUGACUGAUUAUAUCGCAGUCAAAGAGAAACAUGCACGAUAUCUCCCUCAUUCAGCUGGUCGAUAUGCUGCUAAGCGUUUCAGGAAAGCUCAAUGUCCCAUAGUAGAAAGAUUAACUAAUUCAAUGAUGAUGCACGGCCGAAACAACGGAAAAAAGCUCAUGGCUGUCCGUAUUGUUAAGCACGCUUUUGAAAUCAUCCAUCUGUUGACAGGAGAGAAUCCAUUACAAAUCUUAGUUGAUGCUGUUAUCAACAGUGGUCCUCGUGAAGAUUCAACUAGAAUUGGUCGUGCCGGUACUGUUCGUCGUCAAGCUGUUGAUGUCUCACCACUUCGUAGGGUUAACCAAGCUAUUUGGUUACUAUGUACUGGUGCUCGAGAAGCUGCUUUUAGAAAUAUCAAGACUAUUGCCGAAUGCUUAGCUGAUGAAUUGAUCAAUGCCGCUAAGGGAUCAUCAAACAGUUAUGCUAUCAAGAAAAAGGACGAAUUGGAACGUGUCGCUAAAUCCAACCGUUAAAUCUGUAAAAUUUCUGAGAAAUUAAUUAAAUAUGAGUUUGUCAAGAAA